Molecule: messenger RNA, 1169 nt
Organism: Danaus plexippus (monarch butterfly)
Lineage: Eukaryota; Metazoa; Arthropoda; Insecta; Lepidoptera; Nymphalidae
Gene: Noa36
Product: zinc finger protein 330 homolog
Exons: 7
Coding region: 138-1058 (306 amino acids)
Cellular component (GO): nucleus
Molecular function (GO): zinc ion binding
Source: RefSeq, a predicted model, not a curated record
ACGUUAGUUAAAUUCAAUUUCCAUCAGCUGAACUCAUGCGAGUUAUUUCAAACUGGAAAGUUUCAUGUUAUUAGCCAAUUAUUUCACAUGGUAAAGUUACAAACUAUAUUUAAACCAACUUCUUGUUAACCUUAACAAUGCCUAAGAAGAAAACUGGACAACGUAAGAAAGCUGAAAAGCAAAAACUGAGGCAAAAGGAGAUCAGAAAUGCGAGAGAACAUGUUGAUUUAGCACAGCACCCUUGUAAUAUGGCAAUGGAAUGUGACAAGUGCCAAAAAAAACAGAAAAGUCGCGCCUUCUGUUACUUCUGUUCGGCUGUGCAGCGUCUACCGGCGUGUGCUCAAUGUGGCAAGAUGAAGUGCAUGCUUAAAUCCGGAGACUGUGUAGUCCGUCAUCCUGGAGUAUUCACUACAGGCAUGGGAAUGGUGGGUGCAAUCUGUGACUUUUGUGAAGCCUGGGUCUGUCAUGGACGUAAGUGCCUCACCUCCCAUGCUUGUACAUGCCCCCUGGCUGAUGCUGUGUGUCUUGAGUGUGAGAGAGGCGUGUGGGAACAUGGUGGCAGAGUGUUCCGAUGUUGUUUCUGUCAGGGCUUCCUCUGUGAGGAUGACCAGUUUGAACAUCAAGCUUCUUGUCAAGUGCUAGAGUCUGAGACAUAUAAAUGUCAAUCAUGUAACCGUCUCGGCCAGUACUCAUGUCUUCGUUGCAAGACAUGUUUCUGUGAUGAGCAUGUCCGUCGCAGGCCUACCGGGAAGCCCUCCCGCACAUCACCGCCUUGUCCUCGCUGUGGCUACAUGCUGCACCUCACCGCUGACCUCAGCAUGUCCACUCGCUCGCAUCGCUACGGUCGCCAGGGCGCCGCGGCGGCGGACGACGACGACGAUGAUGAUGGUUCAUACGGAAACGCAACUGGGUACAGUGGCUAUGACGCUGAUGGUGGAAUGGAGGGCGGAGACUAUUCGUACUCCGAGUCUGAGGAUGACGAUGACGACGAGUCUGAAGACGAAGACUCAGAAGAAGAGGAACCUGAGAACUCUGGCAAUACAAGCAAGAAUUCCUGAACAAUAUUCUAAUAAUGGCAAUUUCAAACUAUUAGUUUUGUGUAUACAAUCUUAUAAGCACAUUUUUGUGCUACGCUUAUUUAUAAAAAUAAAUUGCUGCUAUAUAAAAUA